Messenger RNA from Dermochelys coriacea (leatherback sea turtle), 1028 nucleotides. RefSeq names its product golgin A6 family like 10 (gene GOLGA6L10). The record is from RefSeq and is a predicted model, not a curated record. The transcript is spliced from 4 exons. NCBI's taxonomy places the organism in Eukaryota, Metazoa, Chordata, Testudines, Dermochelyidae. The coding region runs from base 181 to 798 and encodes 205 amino acids.
ACCCCAACACUGAAUGAUGAAUAAAUAAUCUGGGGCUGGUAGUUACAGGAAAAGGCUAGUCUAGUUAUUGGGUGGUGUUCUGUUUGCUCUAACCACUUCCUUGUGCAGCAGCUAGAAGCAUCUAGUCAGAGCGACAAGCUCUCGGAUCAGAGCACCCACUCAGUUGCAGGUUGAAACAAGAUGGGCGGCAUUUUUUCAACAGAGGUGAGUCUGAAAAAGCUGGAAAACGAGGAGGCAAAGAGACAGCGCGAGAGGGAAGAGAAGCAGCGAGAGCGCGAGGACCAGGAAAUAGACCGACAGCACAAGGAACGCAUGCAUCAGAGAGAGCUUGAAGACAAGGCCAAGGAAAGAGAGGUCCAGUGCCAGAUGCAAGAGAGAGAGUAUGAGGAGGCAGAGAAGAAGAGACAGCAGGAGAAGGAAGAGAAGCAGCGAGAGCGCGAGGAGGAAGAGAAGAAGAGAGAGCACGAGGACCGGGAAAGAGAGAGACAGCACAAGGAAUGCAUGCAUCAGAGAGAGCUUAAAGACAAGGCUGAGGAAAGAGAGGUCCGGCGCCAGAUGCAAGAGAGAGAGUAUGAGGAGGCAGAGAAGAAGAGGAAGCAUGAGAAGAUCAUCAUAAAGCUGCAGAACAGAAACCUGGAGUUGCGCAUUCUCCGCCUAACUGGUCUCUCAUCCAGUAAGAAUUCCCCACAAGGCCUUUUUCAAGAUGCUAUCUCAUCCACCACACGCCCCACUAUGCCUGAUACUGUUGAGAAUGGUGAUGACAGCAGUGAUGAUGAUGACGACGAUAAUUUGUAUUGAACUGUACACUGUUCUUAAUCCUUCUGAAUGGAGGAACCGUGAUUCCCAGCUGUGACGCCCGGUGUAUUGUCGCCUAACCUGCCCAGCCACCAAGCACAUAGUCCAUUUCUCCUCUCACCUUCCCCUUUGACUAAUGGAAUGCUUUUCCCACCCAGGGGUUUAUUUCUGACUUUUCCUCUUGCUUUUUUGAGUCCUAUUUAUUGGCAGUGCUAAUAAAGACAUAAGCAACA